ACAUGUCACAUAAAGCAAAGUACAAAACUCACCAAAAGAAAAGAAUACAGUUCGUAACUUCUCAACUUUCCAUCUUAAACUUGCAUCCUUAGACGAAUGAAAGCCUUAAGCUUUAACUUUAUUCUCACUCAAACCACUAUUUCCCUACACCCUGAACCAAAUUCCAUUACCAUUCAAUUCCUGUGGAAACCCCUGUUCUGUUUUCCAUUCUCAGACAACAAUGUUCGGAACCAAAAGCGUUACCUUUUGGCUUCUUCAGAUUAUUGGCCUCGUAGGCCUUCUCGCUCUUUGUCUAUGGUUAGUGUUGCGUCCCAGAAGCCCCAAUUAUACGAUCAUGAACUUUUCGGUCCCUUCGGUAAACGAUAGUAGUGCGUCCAAUCAUGGGAUCAUCCAAUAUGAGCUUGAUAUCGAUAAUCCGAACAAAAACUCAGGUAUUUACUACGAUGAUAUCUUCCUAAUCUUUUAUCAUGGGGUCGAUACGGUGGGGAACAACACUGUCCCAUCAUUUUAUCAAAGGAAGGAUCGGAAUUUCCGAGUGCUCAAACAUGUUGAUGUUGACACCCCCUUGUGGAGAGCUCUUCGCAGCGCAAUACUGAAUGCAACAGCUGAACUAAGAGUUGAUUUAUCAACUAAUAUCAGAUAUAAAACAUGGGGCAUAAAGAGCAAGCACCAUGGACUACACAGAGAAGGAAAUAUACCGAUAGGUAAAGAUGGCAAGAUAUCCAACAAGAAGAAGAAAGUUAAACUUCGGCAUGCAUCAAAAAGGUUGAAACUAAGGGCUACCAGAUUUCUCUGAAGUCUCUUUAACAUCUUGCCUUGGUUUUCUUUAUGUAUGUCACCUUCUUCUUUCCUCCUUGGUUCUGUAUAUAAUUUUCUUAGGUUGAUGAAUUCCAGUGUUUAAACGUAAUCAUCAAAUGCAGACAUGCAAAUAAAACAAUAUUAUUCUUUUCUAUCAACAUGUACCAAAC
Molecule: messenger RNA, 968 nt
Organism: Hibiscus syriacus
Lineage: Eukaryota; Viridiplantae; Streptophyta; Magnoliopsida; Malvales; Malvaceae
Product: protein NDR1-like
Exons: 1
Coding region: 221-796 (191 amino acids)
Biological process (GO): defense response to other organism
Source: RefSeq, a predicted model, not a curated record